UGGUCAGUAUGAAACAGUGAUUCCUGGCGAUCGGUUCGCGUCCUCGACGCUCGUUCGGCUUCGGUUUUUACGUUUCUCAGCGGGGGAUUGAACUCGCUAAAUAUCCCUCCUCCUUCCCUUUCCUAUAUCGGCAGUUUCAGGAGCAGGGUCCCGGCACACCGGAAAUGCGCAUUAUAAAAUUCAUUCUACCCACCGGAUUCGUGUACUUAGCCCGAAAUUUCGCAGUUGCAGCAGCGAUGAGCGGAAACAAGGAUUACAAAUCGGCCACGUCGAUUUAUGACUUCACGGCGAACUCUAUCAAAGGAGAGGAAGUCCCUUUGUCCAAAUACAAAGACCACGUGUGCUUGAUCGUAAACGUUGCCUCGAAAUGCGGCCUCACCGCGACGAAUUACAAAGAGCUGAAUGAUCUGUACGACGAGUAUGCCGAAUCUAAAGGAUUACGAAUUCUAGCGUUCCCCUGUAACCAAUUCAAUGGGCAAGAGCCGGGAAACAGCGAGGAGAUUUGCAGUUUUGCCGAACGCCAAAAAGUAAAAUUCGACUUGUUCGAGAAAAUCGACGUGAACGGAGAUAACACGCAUCCCCUUUGGGCAUAUUUGAAGAAGGAACAAGGCGGCCUGCUGGGUAACUUCAUAAAAUGGAACUUCACCAAGUUCAUUGUGGAUAAGGAGGGCAAGGUUGUCGAGCGACACGGUCCUAAUGUGGAUCCGCACAAGCUGAAGGGCUCUCUUGAAAAAUAUUUUUAGAUCGAUUCUAUUCAUAUGAUUUUGGUAAAGGUGAAUAUUCCCUGUAGUUCGUGCGAUUUAAAAAUUUAUGCAUAGUUGAAAAAAAAUUUUUGUAGAUUUUGUGAUAUCUCAUCGCACACAUACAAUAUUCAAUAUAUAAAAAACUUAUUUUUUCCCUUCGUAUAUAUUAUGUUGCAAUGAACUAUUUUUGAAUUCUCUUCCGACACAGGUACGCAUAUAUUUAAUAUUUCAUAAGAUGGCGUGAUGUAAUUAUGAAUUGUUUAUAAGUAACUGGAAAUCAAUAUUACGUAUUUACACAUUCCUUACUUUUAUAUAUCCACAUAAGUUCUAUUUAAAAAAUCCUUGAAGAUACUAAAGCUUUGCUUCUACAUACAUCAUUUAAAUUGUGAAUAUAAUAUGAAUUUUGUCUUUGUUUUACAUUCUAUAAUAAUUAGUUAUUAAUCAAUAACUAAUCUAAUUCGUAUCGGCAAAAUUACCAAUUCGACAUGUAUAUGUCAUAUUUGACAUUAUACGACGUACGAAGGCACUAAGAUAUACAAUUACGCUUAAACCAGAAAUAUCUUGUUGUAACAUAAGACUACUUUGCGAUAUGGUGUAAGAAAUAAAUAAAAACAUGUUUAACGAU
Wasmannia auropunctata (little fire ant) is the source of this 1368-nucleotide messenger RNA. Its product is annotated as probable phospholipid hydroperoxide glutathione peroxidase. The transcript has 6 exons. The coding region runs from base 165 to 743 and encodes 192 amino acids. NCBI's taxonomy places the organism in Eukaryota, Metazoa, Arthropoda, Insecta, Hymenoptera, Formicidae. The record is from RefSeq and is a predicted model, not a curated record. Gene Ontology annotation, biological process: response to oxidative stress. Gene Ontology annotation, molecular function: glutathione peroxidase activity.